Messenger RNA from Brienomyrus brachyistius, 1502 nucleotides. RefSeq names its product G-protein coupled receptor 15-like. NCBI's taxonomy places the organism in Eukaryota, Metazoa, Chordata, Actinopteri, Osteoglossiformes, Mormyridae. The transcript has 4 exons. Gene Ontology annotation, biological process: neuropeptide signaling pathway. The coding region runs from base 171 to 1277 and encodes 368 amino acids. The record is from RefSeq and is a predicted model, not a curated record. Gene Ontology annotation, cellular component: membrane. Gene Ontology annotation, molecular function: G protein-coupled peptide receptor activity.
CUAUAGUGGUGCUGACUUUGCUGUACAGAGCAGCAGCGUUCGAUAAAUUAACGCGCAAUUUCACAGCUGGCUCCUUCUAUAGAAUCUAGAAAAGACUGACGAAGGUCUCAGGUGUUUCCCCGCCCCGUGACUGGAGAGGCGCACAGCAGCUAGCUCAGGCCCAGCCAGGCAUGGAUCAGGAGAACGACAGCUAUGUUUACUACUACGAUGAGACAGAUGGCAACAACUGCCAGGUGGAGCUAGGGGCGGCACUGCCACCUGUGCGCUCGGCCUUCUACUGCCUGGUCAUGGUGGUGGGAGUGCCGGCAAACAUGGCUCUGCUGCUGGCACUGUGGGCCAGGCACCGGGGAGCUGGCAAGCCGGGCUCUUCAGGGCAGCGCCGCUCCUGGACAAACAGCGAGAUUCUGGCUGCAAACUUGGCUGUUUCUGACCUGCUGUUCCUGGGUUCACUGCCGAUCUGGAUCUACACUGAUCUGAGCAGCAUGGAGUGGAGAGGAGGGGCAGCUAGCUGUAAGGCAGUUCCCUACAUCACCGCCCUGAACAUGUACGUGGUUGUUUGGCUCGUGACCUUCAUGAGCAUUGACAGAUACCUGGCCGUAGUGUGCCAAAGUCUCUACCGUCAAAUCAAGCGGCGCCCCCUGGUUGUGUGGGGUUGUGCGCUGACCUGGCUGACAUCUGCCCUGUUAGCGCUGCCCGUCUUGCGCUCACGGCUGCUGGAGCAUGACGAGGAAAGCGGCAGCUCCUACUGCCGGGAAACGGAGAUUUCGCCGGAGCUUCGCCUCUGUCUGAUCCUGUUCAACUUCUUCCUCCCACUGUCUGUCACUGUUUUUUGCUACGGCUCCCUGAUCCGCGUGUUGUCCCGGCACUCUCAAGGCCUCACCCAUGAUCCUGCCCCUGGUCCUGGCCCCGCCCCACCGGGCCGCUCUGUACGGCGCUCCAUGCGGGUCGUGCUUUGGGUAGUCACAGCCUUCAUUCUCUCCUGGCUCCCUUUCAACACCUUCCGCUUGCUGAGGGUUGUGGGCCUCAGUCUAACCCCUGGGAGUGAUGCCUCCUGCUGGCUGCAAUGGGUGGCGGCGCAGGGUAUAGAGUGGACUGCCCCCCUGGCAUUCGCGAACAGCUGCGUAAACCCCCUGGUUUUUGGGGCUGUGAGCCAUACGCUACUGUGCUGGGAUCCGGCUGCCCGCCUUCUUGGCCUCAGGAGCCGAGUCGGGGGGCAGUCAGGGGCUAGCUCCCAUACCAGCCCCAGCUCCUGGGAAGGGCGGAGUGAUAGAGGGUGAGACAGGGUGAAAGAGGAGUGAGAAAGGGUGAGAGGAGUGAGAGAGGACGAAAAGUGAAGAAAGAUAGGAGAUUUUGAAAAGGCAGAAGACAAAUGUGAAUAUUUUAUUUUCUUAUUUCAUUCUUUUUCAAUAAGUCAAACGGGACCUGAAAUAACCUGAAGUACGGCUAUUUUGCAACCUGUUCUUAUGUACAGAGCUGAUAGAAUAAAUAUUCCCCCACUGUAA